Symbiodinium sp. CCMP2456 is the source of this 8586-nucleotide messenger RNA. NCBI's taxonomy places the organism in Eukaryota, Dinophyceae, Suessiales, Symbiodiniaceae. The record is from the annotation of a GenBank genome assembly.
AUGGCUGCCAAAACCGAAGAAACUAAACUAGUUCGUCUUGGAUCAGCUGAAUUCUUGGUGGACGGUUUUCUUUUCCAACGAAAGGAUGUUUCACACUACGUGCUGACCCAUUUCCACAGUGAUCACACUGUGGGGUUGACGCGAAACUUCGAUUGUGGAACUAUUUACUGCACGGAUGUGACGGCAGCCUUGAUCACUGAAAUGAUGGGCGUGGACGCCGCGCGGGUGGUGGCAUUGCCACUGCAGCAACCGUUGCAGGUUCAGGGUGUGUGGCUGACCUUCGUGGAUGCGGGACACUGUCCCGGCAGUGCCAUGGCGGUAUUUGAGGAAGACCAUUCCUCCGGGAGUUCCGCGACGCAAAGCGUUGUGCUCCACACAGGUGACUGCCGUGCUUCAGCGCAGAUACGAGACGGCCUGAUGGAGUGGCUAGCAGGUCGCACGGUGGCUGAGCUCUUCCUGGACACCACGUACUGUGCUCGCCGCUGGACCUUCCCAGCACAGCAAGAGGCUUGCAGCUGGCUGGCAGAACUGACUGCAGCGGAGCUCCAGCGUGAGCCCAAGACCCUCUUCGUGGUUGGAUGCUACCAGAUCGGGAAGGAACGUGCGGCCCAAGCAGUGGCCGAGGCUGCUGGGUCCUCCGUUUUCGUCGAGCAGCGACGCUGGAAAGUCAUCCAGCUUGCAGGUUGGGGCGAUGCUUGCCUAAAGUCCGGCCAGCCUCUGUGGAGCAUCGACAAGGAAGGCUGCUGUGUCUGGAUGUCCGCUUUGGGAGGUUUGGCUCACGAUGUCUUGAAGCACUACCUGGACUCCACGAAGGGGCAGUUCGAAUCGGUGGUGGCCUUCAGCCCGACCGGAUGGGCAUGGUCGCCCAAAGCCAUGGCCAAGGGGAGUGCUGGCUGCCGUGCCUGGAUUGAGAAUGAUGGGCGCACCAGGGUCUACAGUGUGCCCUACAGUGAACACUCGUCGUUUACGGAGCUGCAGUCUUUCGUCAGCGCCAUCAAGCCCGGGCGGUUGAUUCCAACCGUAAACUCCGAGACUCGCGAAAGCAAAGAGCGCAUGAUGGCUCCCUUCUUGGAUGUGCUGGACCUUAAAUGCGAUCCGGAACGCAUGGACCACUACAUUUUCGGGGGUAGCUCAUCUUCAUCAGCUUGCAAGCCGGAGACAGUUGGGCGGUGUGAGUCGUUCGUCGACGUGCUGUCGCUGUCAAGCAGGGUGACGGAUUCGCUGCCUCCGGAAUCUGCGGAUGAUGCGGAAGACAGGACUGCUGCGACGCCCGUCUGGCGGACCGGAGUGCUGUCUGGCUGCAGGCAUUUGAAGCCUGGAGCCAUGGACCUGGACUCCGAGGAUUCCACAACCGUUGGUGGAAGCUCCUCUUCCACGUCUCCAGCACGAGUCCAGGCCGACCAAGACCCGGAGAUGCGGGAGUGGCCAUCUACGACUGGCUCAGAAUGCGCGGUGCCAGACUCCGCAACCGGCUUGAUUGUGGAGCUGUCGGACUCGCAGGACGAGGCGGCGGAAAAAGUACCAGAAGCGGACGCUGAAGCGGACGAUCUAGCGGACGCCGAAGCGGACGAUCUGCGUUGUGUCGACGUGGAACAGCAGCGAAGGCUGCUUCGAUUCUUUGAGUCUGCCGGUAGAAGUAAAGACGACAAAGAUGCGAAGGGUCCGCCCAAGCUCGCUGCAAAGAAGCCGGCAAAGAGCAAGGGCAAAGGCAAGGGCAAAGGCGGCAAGGGCACGAAGGAGCCAGAGGCACCCGUCCUGAAGCACUUGGGUGUAAGACUCGAGAAGCAGGAGAAGCCGAAGGCUGCGCCACGCAAGCGGACCCAGUCAGGCACCGCAAAGCGGCAAAAGACAGAGCCAGGUCCCAACGCCGAUCCGAAGCUGCCCGGAGAGAAGCGGCCAACGCGUUUCGUUCCGAAGCCCAGCGCGCGAGUGCAGGAGCGAAUCGACAGAGCUUUCGGCCAUCGGCUCUAUUUUUUGGCUCGCAGCGAGUCAGGCUCUGGUGAAAAGCUCGAUGUUCUUGGCAGCACCGGCAACGUCUACCAUGUGGAACUGCAGCCGCAGGGGAAUUCCUGCACUUGCCUGGACUUUGCAAAGGGAGGCGGUGUGUGCAAGCACCUCCUGUUCGUCACCUUGCGAGUCCUCAAGCUUGUACGGGAUGACCACCGAGUGUGGCAGACAGGAUUCACUUCAUCGGAGCUGGCCCCAUUGGUUGAGAAGCUUCGGAGCGAGGAGUUCCGCGCGGCGGCUGCUGGCGUGCAGGCGGAUGCCACCAUCAUGCGUGGCUACCGGAAGGUCCAGGGCUCCCAGGAUGCCGUCGUAAGGCAGCCGCUGCCAGCUGACUGUCCCAUCUGCUUCGAGCAGAUCGAGUCUGAAGAGGCCGCUGAGUUCUGCCGCACUUGUGGCCACAACGUUCAUGCAGAUUGCCGCCGACGGUGGGCGGCAGCAAGCGGGCAAAGCAGCUGCCCGAUGUGCCGCAGCCCUUGGGGCGAGGCUGCCUCGAAAGCUUCUGAGGCGGAUGCACCGGUGAACCUGGCAGCAUACUCCGCCGAGCAUCGCGAGGCAAUGGCCCGGGGCAUAGAUUCGUUGAUCACUCGAGACUCGAGCCAAUCGAGCCGAUCUGGCUUGCCCAGCCAGCCGCCCCUGCCGGCCCAGGCUCCACCGCCGGUCCACCCGGAGGUGAAGACGCUCAAGGAGCGAGGCGAUCAGGACGGCGUUUUCUCGACAGAGAACCGGUUUCUGAUAGAGAUCAGCAACCAGUCCAACAAGGAAUUUGUUUACGAUGGCGACUACCUGCGUUGCGGUGAAUGGAAGUCCGAGAGGACCAAGCCCAUCCCGGCUGAGAUGCCCAGCAUCAUCGAGUUCGAGUCGCAGCAGAUCAAGGGCGUGGCUGGGGUAGCGUGGUUUGUGGACAAGGAGGACAAGGAAAUCUACUUUUCUGUGGCCUUCGCAAACCCUCGGCUUCAAGAACCCAGCUUCGCUUGCUUUCUGGGCCUUCCGCCACCGGAUCUGAAGGCCGAGCUAGACUUGGCCCAGCCGCUGCAGAGGGGUGCCCAGGAGAAAGAGCCAGAGCUCCCGAAGCCCUCGGCGCCGCCAUCCGACUGCACAGACCUGGCAGCGCCUGCUGGUGCCCAGGACUUGCAGCAGCAGGAAGAGGAGAACGCGAAAGUUGGAGCAUUCAUGAACCAGACCCGCCCGAAGGACGCUGCAGAUGGUUUAUGGAGGGGCUUGUCGACGGCGACCACGAGCAUGGUGGCUGGCCUUGGAAGCGUGGUGGUGGGUGGAUACUCGGGCUACCAGUCUGGAGGUGGCCUCGGCAUGGCGAAGGGCCUGGGUGCUGGCUUGGUCUCAGGUGCUGCGGUCGCCGUGGCAGGAACUGCAUGUGGAAUUGCCCAGAUUGGGCGAGGUAUUGCCAACACACCUGAGGCCAUGCGUGGACGCCGUGAACAGAGAGUGUGGGACGAUGAGCUUGGGCAGUGGGUGGAUAUUGACCUGGUCAAACUCGAGGAGCAGGUCCUUGCUGAAGGAUCUGAUGACGAGGAGGGUGGAGCAAGCGGCAGCCACUCUCCCUCGGCCUCGGUGAAGGAGACGGAGUACUACGACCUGUUGCGUGUCAAGCCGUCUGCGACUGCCGCCGAGAUCAAGAAGGCAUACUACAAGGAGGCAAGGGCUUGUCAUCCCGACAAGAAUCCGGGUGAUGCGGAGGCAAACACCAAGUUCCAGAAGCUGGCGGAUGCGUAUCAGGUGAGGUCGUCAGAGAGGAAGAAAUAUGACAAGGAGGGCAAGGCCGGCAUAAAGGAGGGCAAUGCUUGGGACUCGGACCCCAGCCGGGACCAGGAGCCAUUUCUUGGCAAGCUGAGAGUGCUCACCGAGGUGAAGAUGGACCCCUCCACAUUUUUCAGCUUGCUUUUCGGUUCCGAGCGCUUCGAACCCUGGAUUGGGGAGCUGUCAGCACCCAAGCACAGGGAGAUGGCAGAGUCUGAAGGCACGAAACGGGGAUCUAUUUACCUCCGAGAGUUUCCUGCUUCUGCGGCGGCACAUCGAGGCGGCAUCCUAGAUCCCACUGACGCCAGCGGCAACAUAGCUGACGAUGCAGCUGCUGCCUCGGGGAAGGGUAUGCUCGGCUUCACGGGCUGUGACUUCGCACUGCUUUUCCUUCCUGCGGGCGCAUGUGCAGGGCAGAUGGUUUCGUGUUUCUGCGACCAUGCAUCGCAGGUGUUCAGCGACAACUCCCAAAUCUUGAAGCGGCGUCAGCUGCACCGCGAGGCUCAGUGCAUGUUUGUCGGGCAGUGCGAGGAGCGAGCAAGUGGCAAGUUUCCUUCUCCAAGUUCCAUUCUCGUCACCGUCCUGCCUCUGGCCUGGAAAGGAUGUUGUAGCUUGCAGCAACUUUGCGUGAAGGUGCACUGUGCAGUGUACCUGCGGGAAUUCCUGAACGACUUUGUCUACAGGCGGGAAGUGUCGCAAUUCGAACAGAAAGCGAGACUUGAGGCUGCGGAGCUCGCCAAGUGCCAAUUCGGUCCAGAGCUCUUGUCGGCUUUGGGCUCGAUGUACAAGCUCCGCUCCGAAAUUUAUUUGGCCGAUGAAUUGGUCGGCCGGUUUUCCAUGACGAAACAGGCGGUCGCCUGGCAGAGAAUUGAUAUGACUUUCCGGCACAAGAUGAGCUUUGUUUCGAACGCUGCGACCAGCCUCCUCCAAGUCAAGCGCGUGCACGACGCUUCCAAGGCAACUGCGGCCACCGCAGCUGGCACUGCUCCUCCGAGCAGUGCCGGGGAAAGUGAUCCAAGCGCCGGAAGCCCACCGGAGCCAACCCCAGAGGAGGUGGCACAGACGGCUGCAGCUGUGGAGAAGGCUUUGGACGAAGCACUGCCGCUUUUUCUACAGACGGCUUGGGCGGCUGUCGUCACGGACAUCGACUCCACGGUGAAAGAGAUAGGUCGAAAGCUCUUGAAGGAGCUGGACAAAUCCGUGCCCUGGCAGCUCCGGGUGCGGCGCUCUCAGGCGCUACAGAGACUGGGCGAGAUCUUCGAAGAGGAGGGUCGGAAGGCCCUGGAGGCCGGCGGCUCCUCGAAGACCAUGACCUCGGAGGUCGCCAAGGCCACCCUGCAGGAGGCGCUCAUGGCCUCGGUGAAGCAGAUGCACCCUGUUUUCCGGAAUGAGUUGCAGAAGCUCCUCCGAGAGGCUUAUGCCGGCCGGGACUUCGCAGCCGCAACAGAGUGCUAUUCAGAAGCUUUGGAAAGCACUCCGGAUGCCGUCGUCCUUUCCAACCGCUCGGCGACUUACGCACAGCGGCGACGAUUUGACAAGGCGCUUCUUGAUGCAGACAAGGCCCUCAAGCUUUGCCCCGGCUGGUCUCGCCUGUACCAUCGUCGCGGCCAUGCUCUGUUCCACUUGGGGCGCUACAACGAGGCGAUGGCUGCAUUGGAGGAGGGAUUGAAGCUUGAUGGACAGGACAAAGUGCUGCUGGAGGCAAUUGCCAAGAUGAAAGAGUACACUGCGCCAGGUGAUGAUUUCUGGGUUCCAGAGCAGCCGGAGCCAAAGGCUGUCGUGAAAGAACCGCCUGCGGAGGCGCCGGUGAAGGAGGCGGCAAAGGACGCCUCUGCAGAAGCGAAAGCCCCAGCCAAGGGCACACGACCCGUGCGAACCAUCCGUUGGCAUCUGCCAAGCAGAGGCCACAGGAUGGAGCUCGACAUGGUGCCGGUGUCCCUGCCGAAGGCAGCAGUUCCGAUUGUGCUGCCAGUGCCACCUGGCGGGGUGAAGGUCCUCCCUCGUUGGGCAGAGGAGGACGAGGUCUGCAGAUGGAGACUGAGAUAUCGGCCUCAUACGAAGGCGAUACAGGAGGAUCCGACCAGCGAGUUCGAUGAGGGUGCUGCUUGGGUCGAGCUCGAACUUCGCAACUUCACGCGUGAGCUGCCCCUCGCGAACCUCGACUUCGGCCUCCUGCACGACUUCAAAGUGGCCAUCCAAACUCCCGAGGGCUGGUCGGACUGGAGCGUGGCGGCGCAGUGCGAGGCUCCUCCUCCACAGCCCCCUGGAAAGCUGGCUGCUCUUCUGCCACGGGUGCUCGAUGUGUCUUCGGUGAAGGUGCGCUGGACUCCCCCACUAGACUGUGCCACAGUCGCACCGGGCCUGAAGAUCCAGAGGUACAUGAUCUUGGUCACCUGGGCACCUCGUGCUGGCGAGGAUCCUGCGGAAUGCUCCCGAGAGAUCAUACUAACCGAUGAAACGGAUUCUUAUGUCGUCACCGAUUUGGAGAGUUUGACGGACUACACCUUUCAGAUUGCAGCCGAGAAUGCUGCAGGUUGGAGUGAGCUGUCCGAUCCGACGGUGCCCGUACAGACCGUGCCGCCGGUGCCGAUGACUCUCAAUCAGCCGACGCUGAGAAGGGCAACGCACCAUUCGGCGGUCAUACAGUGGCAACAUCCCCCGUUCUCAGAGGCACCCGUGCUGUCCUUCCGCUUCCGCCACACCCCGUCAGCGGACUGGAGCAGUGAGGUGGUGGAGAUUCAUGAUGUGCCGCCCACGCUUUCCCAGUAUGUUAUUCAGGGCCUAAAGCCGGGCCACGUUUAUAUCUUCCAAGUCAGGGCAGUGAACAAGUACGGCAUGGGGAUCUGGAGUGACAGCAGCAUCCCAGUCCGAACCAUGGAUGGAGCCACACCUUCUGCAAUCGAAGACUUGCGGGCCUCCGAAAUCUACCAGUCCUUUAUUCGCCUCCAGUGGCGGCCGGUGGAGGAAAAUGGCUAUCCCAUCACAGACUAUCGCCUCCGCUACGCGCACACAGAGGACAUGGCAGAUGCCGUGGAGGCUGUUCCAGCCGUCGUCCGGGACAAAGGGUUUGACACUUGCGACAUCCGCCAUCUGCGAAAGCUGAAGUACCACUUCCAGGUGGCGGCCAUUAACCAGCUGGGCAUGGCAGAGUGGAGUGAGCCGGUGCUGGUGGCGGGGGCCUUCUCGCAGGCUCGCGCGAAGGCCACAAACUCGAAGCCGGAAGGCACAAAGCCAGCUCAAGAGAAAUCCGCCGAAGAGCUGCGAGAAAAGGGAAAUUCCUUGUUCCGAGAAGGCAGCCAUUCCAAGGCCGUGCGCGCGUAUGACGAGGCGAUUCGAGCCGACGCGAGCGAUGCCAGAUGUUGGGCAAACCGCGCAGCUGCCCAGAUGGCCAUGCUGUCUGAGUUUGGUCAGGGGCUCUCGCCGGCGGCCAUGCGCACAAAUCCUUACUUUACCAACUCCAUGAACGACCUCAGCGAGAGCCUGAAGUUGGAUGCCAAGUACACCAAGGCCUGGGCACGCAAGGGCCAGCUGCAUGCCAUGGCAGCGGAGGAAUCGGAAGGCGAAAUCGAGCCUGAUGGUCUUCUGUAUGUCGCCGUCGUGCUUCCGGGACUGGUCUUCUGUCUUGGGCUCGCUACAGCUCUCGCUCUUGGCCUGCUGCUGGUGAAGGUGCAUCUGAAGGCCACCUACGGCUCCACAAGCCCUGCGAGACGUUUAUGGAUACAGCUAGCAGCUCUGGGUGGCACGAAUGUGAUGGGCAUCUUUCUGGGGUUCUUCUACUUGUACAGUUCGCAAAGUCAUUCUCAGGCCAGCCUUGUGCUGACCUCCCUGGCUUCGGAAGCGUGGAAAGUUGCUGACAUGACAUCUGCCAUGAAUCUUACGACAAAGUCUUUUGCUCACAACCUGGACCGGCUGUACUCAGAGUGUCCGAAAACAACGCAUGAGUUCCUCGGGUCGUCCAUUGCCGAACGGAAAGGAGAGCUCCAGGUUGCCAGGAGCGCUUUGGCAAAGCUCGACGAGACGCUGCAAGAUCUUCCAGGUCUCUUGGCGGCGCUGGCUUCUAAAAGCCAGACGCUGGUCGCUUCUUUGGCGUGGUGUCAGUUGCUGCCACUUGCAGGUUUGAUGGCUUGCCUGGUCGCUGCGGCGGUCUUGGUCUUUAUUGCCGAGUAUUCCGGCCCGAAACUUGCGAACAGAUGCCGCUGGUUCCAGCUCCCAUGUUUAGCCUUUACUUUGAUAGUGCCCGUGCUUGUCCUCGUUGCUGGCUGUGCUGCUGCGGAGCUCCUUGUGGCUGUGCUGUCAAGUGCGCAGUGCAGCAGACCCGAGAUGACAGUCCUAAACUAUGCACGGGGCGAGCUUGGGAGGUCAGCAGCCUCGAACCUGACCCUACAGUAUGUUCGCAACGCCACCAGAAUUGGUGCCAUAGACGACAUCCAUGUCCUGCACAUGCGUCUGUCCUCGUGGGAUGAGUGGGUAACCACCUAUGGUGAGGCGAUCGAGCGAAGCUGCCCCGCGUGGGAUGCCGCCAAUGUCUCGCAGAACCUGAGAGCAAUGAUAACUGAAGUGCGUACGGCUAGCGAUCUCAUGGAGCCCGCACGCAUGGUGCCGCAAUGGACUCGAUUCUACAACCUCGUUUGCGGAGCAGGCAUCUCUGAUGUGUUUAGGGUAUUUCUAAUGACGCUGGUGCUGGGCUUUGUUUUCCUGCCUCUCCUGGCAUGCAGCAUGAGCUGUUUGCUAGAACACCUCGUGGCCGAACGAGGCCCAACAGGUCACGGCUACGGCUAUGCAUUUAACAGGCUCAGCACAGAAGAUGCUGAUCAGAGCUCAUAG